AUGACCUUAAAAGCAAUUGCUGUAAUGCACGGUGACAAACCGGAAACCAAAACUAGCGGUGUUGUUACGUUCACUCAAGAAAAUGAAAAUGCUCCUACCAUAAUCGAUGUGAAUAUUAGUGACUUGACACCAGGAGAUCAUGGAUUCCAUGUUCAUGAAUAUGGAGACAAUAGUAAUGGAUGUACCUCCGCUGGUGAACAUUAUAAUCCAUUUAAUAAAACACACGGUGCUCCGACUGACGAAAAUCGUCAUCUAGGAGAUUUGGGUAAUCUCACGGCCUCUAAGGAUGGUAUUGCGAAAACUCAGAUUAAGGACAACCAUAUUACUUUGACAGGACCAAAUUCUGUUAUUGGUCGCACGAUCGUCGUUCACUAUGAUUCUGACGAUCUUGGUAAAGGCGGACAUGAACUUUCUUUUAAGACUGGCAAUUCCGGUGGCCGUGUCGCGUGCGGUGUUAUUGGAAUUUCUAAUGGAGCUACUAAUGAGUCAACAAAAGCUAUGCAAAUAAAAAGUAAAAUUUGA
Messenger RNA from Dentiscutata erythropus, 522 nucleotides. The record is from the annotation of a GenBank genome assembly. NCBI's taxonomy places the organism in Eukaryota, Fungi, Glomeromycota, Glomeromycetes, Diversisporales, Gigasporaceae.